CAUCUGCGUGUAUAUUAUCUCUAUAAUUGAUGGUGGUAAGGAACUGAACAAAGAAGAGAUAUACUUCCUCAUCCACAUCUCUCUCUCUCUCUCUCUCUCUGUGAUAUGUUCUGGUGUGUAUGGUUAUCAGCUGCAAUUCAGGUCUUCGUCUUCAUCGACACUCAUGUGUUGGUGGUUAAUCUUUGUCAUCUUCCUAGGGUUUGGUUUCUGUGCAGUGAAAGAAGUUUUGGCCUUUACAAAUCCUAAAAGCUGAUCUGAGCUGAACAUCAUCCACAGUAAUUAUAAAGAUUCAUUGCGAGAAGGAAGGAAAUUGGGAUAUUGAUAGAUUGAUUUAUAGAUAUAUAAUGCUCCGAGGAGGCAUGGUGGUGGAUGACAGUAUGUCGAAUUUAACAUCGACAAUCUCAAAUGAAGCAAGCAUAUCUUCAAGCAGCAACAGAAAUCAUGAAUUAGGAGGUAAUAUGUACUCACAGCAGCCUCUCAUCCAAUCCUUUGCUUCUCCCAUUGGUAAUAAUCCGACACAGCCGCCGCCUCCCAAGAAGAAAAGAAGUCUCCCUGGCCAUCCAGUAGAUCCUGAUGCGGAAGUGGUGGCGCUAUCUCCAAGAGCCCUAAUGGCGACAAACAGGUUUGUGUGUGAGAUCUGCAACAAGGGAUUUCAGAGAGACCAGAACCUGCAACUGCACAGAAGAGGGCACAAUCUGCCAUGGAAGCUGAAGCAAAGGAGCAACAAAGAAGUGGUGAAGAAGAAGGUGUACGUGUGCCCGGAGCCAAGCUGCGUCCACCACGAUCCUUCUAGAGCUCUGGGCGACCUCACCGGAAUCAAGAAACACUUCUCCAGAAAACAUGGCGAGAAGAAAUGGAAGUGCGAGAAAUGCUCAAAACGCUAUGCUGUUCAAUCCGAUUGGAAAGCUCAUUCCAAGAUUUGUGGCACUCGCGAGUACAGAUGCGAUUGCGGAACCCUCUUUUCCAGGAGGGACAGUUUCAUCACCCACCGAGCCUUCUGCGAUGCUUUGGCAGAAGAAAGUUCAAGAUCAAUGACACACCCCACCCCCACCCCCACCCCACUAAUUAAUUUAUCCUCCCAAACCCAAUCCCAGUCUCAAUCCCAAAUCCAUGGCGGAACCACCUUCAUCAACCUGCACCCCAUAAAUGCCGCCGGCCUUAAGCAGGAGCACCACCACACCUUCAGCCUCCCGCCGUGGCUAUCGCCGGAAGGAGGCGGCGGCCCAUCAUCAGGACUCUUCUCAUCAUCGUCGUCAGAAAACCCUAACCCUAACCCUAACCCUAAUAUGAUGAAUAAUAAUGUAUGCUCUUCCAGGUCCUCCCCUGCAGCAGGAUCGUCGUCUUCGUCGCUGAUGUCGGCCACGGCACUGUUGCAGAAGGCGUCCCAAAUGGGGGUGACGAUGAGCUCAAAGAUGCCCUGCCAGUCAUCAUCAACAUCAGAGCAGUCAAUUCUUGGAAGACCCCAUCAUCACGUGGGUGCACCGGGGCUCUGCGCUUCCUCGUCCACAACUACAGCUGUCCUUCCCUCACGUGAAGCUGCUUUUAUGCAUGGCUCCAGCUUCCCCUCAUUUCCCAUUCCCAACAACAACAAGCACCACCACCUCCUCAACGUCGGAAAUAAUUGCAUCGAUCAACAGCUCCAAGACAUCAACAUGAACAUGAACAUGAUGGCUGCUGCUGCUGCUUUCUCUUUGCCCAAUUCCUCCGCCGGGUACAACAACAAUGUCGAAUCCUCCUUCCCCUUCGAGGAUACCUUCAAUGGAAUGAUGACGCACACUCAGACUCAAUCGCAGAAGAGAAACUUGAUUACUACUCCUCUACACGAUCAGAAUUCCCAUCUGAUGACCGCCGCCAGACCAGGCGGCGGCGCUGCCGGAGGCUCCAGCGGCGGGGAAGGUUUGACGAGGGAUUUCUUAGGACUGAGAGGAUUCCCUCAUAGGAAUUUCCUGGAUAUGGACGGCCUUGAUCAGAUGGGAUCUUCGUCGUACGAUCACCCCACUGAUCACAACACCCAUCCACCAUCGCCAUGGCAAAGCUAGCUUCUUUCUUUAAUUGAAUUUCCUUUCUUUCUAUUACAAAAGAUUUUUAGCAUUAUUUCUUAUGUAUUCUAUUGUUUCUGUUUCAUUGUUAAUCUUCCUCAACCAUCAAACAAUACUUUGUUUUAAUUAGUUAAUUGUGCAUCUAAAUUUAGUUGUGUAUAUUAAUUUUGAUGAUGAA
Messenger RNA from Andrographis paniculata, 2217 nucleotides. Its product is annotated as protein indeterminate-domain 7-like. The record is from RefSeq and is a predicted model, not a curated record. Gene Ontology annotation, molecular function: DNA-binding transcription factor activity. NCBI's taxonomy places the organism in Eukaryota, Viridiplantae, Streptophyta, Magnoliopsida, Lamiales, Acanthaceae. The coding region runs from base 345 to 2039 and encodes 564 amino acids. Gene Ontology annotation, cellular component: nucleus. The transcript is spliced from 6 exons.